Messenger RNA from Symbiodinium pilosum, 811 nucleotides. Lineage: Eukaryota; Dinophyceae; Suessiales; Symbiodiniaceae. The record is from the annotation of a GenBank genome assembly.
GUGACGGAACUGGCACAGGCACAGAAGAAGUCCUUGCAAUCUGCCGCCAUGGGGUCGGAAGAAGGGUUCAACGUGGCAGACAAGGCGAUCAAGGCAGCAUCAAAUGCCGGAAGCUGGGUGCUUCUGAAGAAUGUCCACUUGGCGAUCAAGUGGCUCUCAGAGCUGGAGAAGAAGCUCUAUGGCAUGAACCCGCAGCAGAACUUCCGCCUCUUCUUGACCAUGGAGUUCAACCCUAGGAUCCCGGCCAACCUCAUCCGUCUCUCGCGCGUCUACGUGUUUGAGCCUCCCUCUGGGGUGCGAGCCUCGCUUCAGCGCUCCUUCACACAGGUGCUGCCACCGGAGAAGACCGACCGGGGGCCUGUCGAGCGCUGUAGGCUCCAUUUCCUCCUGGCCUUCCUGCAUGCGGUUGUGCUGGAGCGGCUGCGGUUCUUCCCUGUAGGUUGGAGCAAGAAGUAUGAAUUCAGCGAUGCGGAUCAGACUUGCGGCCGGGACAUCAUCGAUGCCUGGGUUGACACCGUGUCCAACCAGGGGCAGUUGUCCAACAUCAGCCCGGACAAGAUCCCGUGGGAUGCGAUUCGAUCGAUUCUGAGUGAGUCCAUCUACGGGGGCCGGGUGGAUAACGAGUUCGAUCAUGCGGUGCUGAAGGCCUUCAUCCACCACCUCUUUAGAGCGGAGUCCUUUGAUGCAGACUUCUCUUUGAACAUGGAGUCUGCAAAGGACCAAUGUUUGCGGUCGCCAGAUGGCCGCAAGCGGGAGCAAUUCCUAGAAUGGAUCGACGGCUUGCCGGCAAAGGGCAGCCCCACCUGGGUCG